Molecule: messenger RNA, 4287 nt
Organism: Sinocyclocheilus anshuiensis
Lineage: Eukaryota; Metazoa; Chordata; Actinopteri; Cypriniformes; Cyprinidae
Product: G1/S-specific cyclin-D1
Exons: 5
Coding region: 269-1147 (292 amino acids)
Source: RefSeq, a predicted model, not a curated record
GAAGGAGCCCAAGCUCGAGAGAAGAUAGUUCUUUAAGAUUGAUCCUCCGCCCUGAGCAGACAGCCUCGCGCUCUCUCACAGGCUCGCUGCUGCUUUGAUCUUCCCUUAACAACAGUCACGUCAUAGGGGAGUUUUGUCAAGCGGAGCUGCAGCGAGAGUUUUAGAGGGUUCCGCAGAGGCAGCAAAGCAUCCACGGGACCAGUGUCCGACACGAGAUCUAGUUUUCUUAUUUUUUUGUCACCGCUUAACCUCGGGCACCACUGAAGACAUGGAACACCAGUUGUUUUGCUGUGAAGUGGAUACCAUUAGAAGAGCUUACCAAGAUAGCAACCUGUUGAAUGACCGAGUUUUACAGACAAUGCUCAAAGCAGAGGAAAACUAUCUUCCAUCACCAAAUUAUUUCAAGUGUGUUCAGAAAGAAAUCGCACCUAAAAUGAGGAAAAUCGUCGCCACAUGGAUGCUCGAGGUCUGUGAAGAACAGAAAUGCGAAGAGGAAGUUUUUCCGUUGGCUAUGAACUACCUGGACCGAUUUUUAUCUGUGGAGCCCACCAAAAAGACCAGGUUACAGCUGUUAGGUGCAACUUGUAUGUUUUUGGCCUCUAAGAUGAAAGAGACUGUGCCACUAACAGCAGAGAAGUUGUGCAUAUACACGGACAACUCCGUCCGUCCCAGCGAAUUAUUGCAAAUGGAACUGCUGGCACUAAAUAAACUGAAGUGGGAUCUUGCCUCAGUCACACCACAUGAUUUCAUUGAACACUUCCUCGCCAAACUGCCUAUACACCAGAGCUCCAAGCAGAUACUGCGCAAGCACGCCCAGACGUUUGUGGCCCUCUGUGCAACAGAUGUUAACUUCAUCGCAAGCCCUCCAUCCAUGAUCGCGGCCGGCAGCGUUGCUGCAGCAGUGCAGGGGUUGUACCUGAAAAGCAGUGACAGUUGCCUCUCAUCCCAGAACCUCACCAACUUCCUCUCACAAGUCAUCAGAAGCGACCCUGACUGUCUGCGAUCGUGUCAGGAACAGAUCGAGUCCCUGCUGGAAUCUAGUCUCAGACAAGCUCAGCAGCACAACAUCUCCACAGAGACCAAAAGAGUGGAGGAGGACGUGGACCUCUCUUGCACUCCCACAGACGUCAGAGACAUUAAUAUCUGAACGGAUCGCUAUUCAUCUUGUGUGCGAUGAAUCUCUUCGUCUUUGUUUCUAUUGGGUAUGGGCUUUGGCCAAAAGCUUCAUGGGACAAAUGGAAAAUGGGCUCCCACCUGCACCCCACCAUCCGACCAAUACCUCGACAACUUGCCCCUCAGCGCGCCCAAACUGUUGACUGCUGAGCGGCAUCCCCUGUGGUUUUGACGAUUGGGCUAUCGCUGGCCAGGACCACCAGUGGAGGACAAGGAAUGAAUGGAAAUCUCAAUUCUGCCCUUCGGCCCCCCUCUAUGUCCUAAGUCAAAAAUAAAACAAGCAAAAAUGGUAUAGGCUAUCUAGGAUUUUAAAAUUGUAUAAACGACAACAGUAGUUGUGACUUGCCCUGACUUGUCGCUAAAAAAAAACAACGUUGGGAUUUUUUAUUUCAAGUGUGUCAAAAACUAUUUUUGAAAGAGAAGAGAAGAGACGUUUUUUGUAUGUUCGAUUUCUUUCUCUCAUAGAUAGUACCUUGUUACACUUGCUACGAGUGCUCCCUGCUUUUUCUGCAGUCUAGCCGUGUAAAUAUAUCCCCGCUUGCCAUGCCUUUAGUCACUUUAUUAUAAUUCCUAGACAGAUUCCCUAACAAGAUUCUCUUCUCUUCCAAAAUGGUUUAUGUAUCUUUAGUAUAUUUUUUACGCAUGUAUUUUUGUUAUGAUCUAGAAGGCUGUGGAUUGCCAGGGACUGAUGUUUUAACUUGAGGCCAGACGGAAACAUUUCUUUGAACCGUUAAUGCCUUCACUGCCAUUUAUGUAUAUCGUCAUCGCUGCCAUGACACAAUAAGCUUAUGUUGUACCUGCUCCCCGGCUAAGCUUGCAGUGCAGUCCACAGUCUGAUUUAGUUUAGAUUCAUGUAUUAUCUAAAACCAUUCCAUUUAAAAAAGAAAAAAAAAGCACUUUCAGUCCGUCGUUUAAGGCUGACUUUUAGAAAAAAAAAACAAAAAAAGAAAGAAAUCCACAGUUGUUAAAACAAUGGGGGGAAACCAUGGAAUGGAGGAAGGGUUGACGGAGCAGGUCUCUUUAUCUAUGGUGUUAGUGGUCUGUUAGAGAAAGAAGAAGAGGGGGACAUUGAGAAGAUAUUUGCUCGUUGAAGGCUUAAACUGAAGCCUACAGUGUAGUUUGUGAUCUUCCUGCGAGAACGAAUGGAUGCUAGGGAACGUUUAAGGUGCGAUCCCACAGAACGCAUGUAGAGCUAUUGAAACACUACGAUGUUAAAUCAAAGAUUAAGAACUAUUUAUUUUUUCAGUUCCCCUCUUAAGGCCAGUAUGCACGAAUGCCCAAGUGUACCUAUGUUUGAAGUAUGCAUAAUGACCCGCUAGUUGCUAACUCGUGACACCAUAGUUAAAGUAUUUUUCCGAGUUGAUGUACUCUGGUCUAGCUAUUGUUAAAACAAAAGUUGUGGCUUCAAGUAGAUUUUGCACAAACCCAGAGAUGUCAGUUGUCUUGUGGAUCUCUGGAAGGGGAGGAAGAUGAGGAGGAGAGAUGUUAGAGAUGGUAGAGGGAGGCAAAAAAGGGUGAUGGCUGGACAUCAAAGAGUUAAAGCAGAACUGAGACUUUUGUACCGUGAGGAAUAAAUUAAGAGGAGACACUCCUCAUUUUUAGCUGCUAUGGAGGGAUUUCCAGCAAGUAUGAAACUUUCAAAUGGAAAACAACAAAAAAGAAAAAGACAUGCUUCUUUCUCUUGUCUUGUUUUUGCUGCUAUUUUUGGUUUUGUUUAUAUGAAAUGUCAAUACAAUGCCAUGUAAUAGGUUUUAAUUUUCUCAUAGAAAAUUAUGAUAUUAUUGAUAACUUUGGUUCUUUUGGUAGGUUUUUUUUUUUUUUAUGUGAUCAAUUUUUGUUAAUGUGAUUUCUACGCUAUGCUAUUCCCAAAACAAAGAAACAAACAAAAACAAAAAACAACAAAAAAGCAGACGAAAAAUAGUCAAAUGUUCCUGUUAUACCCACAAUACCUCAAACUACAGUCGUGAUUUAGCAUUGAUUUAGUCUGGGAUUUUUCUUUAGUGCUAUUUUUAUGUUGUUUUAUUUUAUUUUAUUUUAUUGUUUUUUUUUUGGUUUAUACCGUGCCUGUUAGUCCUGUUGUAAAAUGCAAAUGAACAUGUUAAUCAUCAUCCUACUGGGUCCUGAUGCGAGCGAGUAGAAAGCACAUUGAAUGGAAUUGGUGCCAUAAACUCUUUUGAGUUUUUUAGCUGUUUCAUUAAAGGAGACUAUAUACCCACUUAAGCCUCUUCUAGCCCAUCUUGAUGAGUUUAUGGAGCUUGUAUUUGAAAAAUGACACCGUUAUGAGUUUGUGACUGCCAUGUGUACUUACAAAGCCAUUGUUUUGUCUUGUAGUAAUUUAACACAGUGCAGAUAUUCAUGUAUACGUGGCUGCUUAGUCGUGUUCUGAAUACAAGAGACCUGGCAUGUCCACAUUAAGUCGUUGUCUUAAUAAAUGCGACGCAGCUACAAUCAGCAGUGAUGUUUUCCUUCAUCUUUUUUGCAUAAACCCAUCAAAUUUGUAUCCUUGUAAAGUUCCAUAUAUUCAGUACUCAUGGGAUUCUUUACUUGGUUGUUUGUUGAUUGGUUGGUUAGUUUCACUCCCUUUAGCCUUUGACAUGGUGCUGCUAUAUGUUUGCAUUGAGUCUAGAAAUGAUUUGCUGAAAGAGAUGCGACGAUAAGCUAGGAAUGAUGGAAGAGGUGAUUCAGGACCCAGGGGACACAGAUAUGUUAUCCUCUGUAGUAUCAGGAAUCUAUUUUACCUCAAGGUGGAAAUGAAAAUUCAACUGAAUGAUGAAAACUAGCAUGUAUACCGGUGCGAUUCACACCAGGAGACUGUCAUGCAAUCGAGGGAAAGAGACUACGGAGGUCCUAAGCUUUUCUCUUGAAUGUGUUUAGGGGGUAUUGAGAAGUGAUUGACUGCAUCCUCCCAUCCCCACAUGAUAAAAGCUUGGCCUUGUGUCUCAAUUCUGUUGUAAACAAACCUGUAGUGUCUUUUAGUUAAAUAUGGUAUUCAUUCCCAAGGAUCAAGGAUGUCAUGGUUUGAUUUUUGUUUUUUAUUGUUCACAAACCGGUCACUGGUCUGAAAUGCACAAUCUUGCUGACCCAUCUUAGACAUGAGGUUAACUAGAAUAAAAA